Danaus chrysippus (African queen) is the source of this 1053-nucleotide messenger RNA. NCBI's taxonomy places the organism in Eukaryota, Metazoa, Arthropoda, Insecta, Lepidoptera, Nymphalidae. The record is from the annotation of a GenBank genome assembly.
AUGUCUAAAAGUCGUUUUACCGCUAUAUUCAGCUGCCUCACGCGCACGAAUUCUACAAAGGUGUCUAUAACCUCAUCCAUGGCGAAGUUACACCAAUUGUACACCAACUUCUGUAAGGAAACCACGCUACAUGGCCUCAAACACACCGUGGCUGGCGAUCUACACUUCUUAGAAAGGUUGCUUUGGUUUAUUCUAACUGUGUUCGCGUUUGCUGGUGCCGUUUACUGUGGUGUUAGCCAACUCGCGAGGUAUAACUCAGAACCAGUGGUAGUCUCCAUAGAGAGGGACUUCAGAGGCUGGUCUACAGACUUCCCUGCUAUCACCGCGUGUCUCUUGGAGAGAAUUGAUGAGGAUAAAGCGAAGGAGGUUAUAUAUAGGAUUUGGAAUGUAACAGAAGAAUCGGAUUCAGACAGGUACCAAUAUUACUACGAGUUCGUUGACCUCAUAGCCGAAAUAUCCUUCAGGAAUAAUUUGCAGAACUUCUGGAAGUACCAGAACGAUGAUACUGUCAAAGAUAUAGAUUUGCUACAGCUGGCCCUGGACGUGCAUCCAGAUUUCCAGCUGAAGAUUACAACUUCGCAGAAAAUGGAGGUCCAAUGGAUGCAAGUGAUGACUGAAGAAGGUCUUUGCACCACAUUUAAUUCGGUUUACGCUCAGUAUCAGAUAGUGAAUGAUGAUUUAUGGAAACCGCAACCUCUGUUGAAGUGCCAUUACCACAGCGAAGCUUGCUUUGUAAGGAUUGAUAGUGUAGAAAGUAGUGCCAGGUAUUUUAUUCAUUCUCCUUUCGACAUUGCAACCGCCAUAUCUAAUCCAACGGGCGAAAUAUUGCCCGGAGAUGAAUUAGCUACGGAUUUUAAGGUUGUAGAAAUUCAGGCAGCUGAGAGAAUUAAAGGUUUGAGACCAGAACAAAGAAGAUGCAGAUAUCCAGACGAAUGGGUCGCUAAUUCCAUUAAGGCUUAUAGCUUUGGAUUGUGUCAAAUGCACUGUCGCAGCAGAAUGGCGGUAAUGUUCUGUGGUUGUCGACCAUACUUCCACGUAAAAGGAGGCGAGUAA